Fraxinus pennsylvanica is the source of this 963-nucleotide messenger RNA. The record is from the annotation of a GenBank genome assembly. Lineage: Eukaryota; Viridiplantae; Streptophyta; Magnoliopsida; Lamiales; Oleaceae.
AUGGCAGAACGCAAGAAAAUCAUCAUCGACACGGAUCCUGGCAUUGAUGACGCGAUGGCGAUUUUUUUGGCGCUAAAAUCGCCGGAAGUGGAAGUGAUUGGGCUCAGUACUAUUUAUGGCAACGUCUACACAACUCUCGCCACUAGAAAUGCUUUGCAUUUGUUGGAGAUAGCAGAGAGGAUAGAUAUUCCUGUGGCUGAGGGCUCUCAUGUGACAAUCACCAAAGGUACAAAACUUCGAAUUGCUGAUUUCGUCCAUGGUACGGAUGGACUGGGAAACCAAAACUUUCCUCCGCCAAAAGGAAAGCCAAUUGAACUGUCUGCUGCUGAUUUUCUUAUCCAGCAAGCUAAUCUUUAUCCUGGAAAGGUCACUGUGGUGGCCUUGGGUCCCCUAACGAAUAUUGCACUGGCUAUACAAUCAGAUCCUUCCUUUGUCAAAAACAUUGGGCAAAUUGUUCUUCUUGGUGGUGCAUUUGCAGUAAAUGGGAAUGUGAAUCCUGCAGCUGAGGCAAAUAUUUUUGGAGAUCCAGAGGCUGCAGAUAUUGUAUUCACAAGUGGAGCUGAUGUUUUGGCAGUUGGGAUAAAUGUUACCCAUCAAGUUGUUUUAACUGAUGCUGAUAGAGAUAAGCUGGCAGAAUCAAAUGGAAAGUUUGCUCAGUAUCUAAACAAAAUUUUAGAUGUGUAUUUUUCCUAUCACCGUGAUGCAUACAGCACAAAAGGUGUUUACCUUCACGACCCUACAACCCUUCUUGCUGCUGUUGAUCCUUCGCUGAUCACCUAUACAGAAGGUGCUGUCCGAGUCCAGACUACUGGCAUCACUAGGGGUCUAACAUUGUUCUAUAACAAACAGAAAAGGUUUCAGGGAGUUACUGAAUGGUCUGAUAAACCCUCGGUCAAGGUGGCAGUCACUGUUGAUGCUCCAACCGUCGUGAAAUUGGUCAUGGAUCGGUUAAUGCAUUCUUAA